ACAUGCUGCAGCUCCAAUGGGUGGUGUCCAAAUCUGAAGGUCCGUCUUUCCUUGAGUAGGAAAGCAAAGAAGAUGGCUCCAAAGGUAGAUGUCCUACUUACAGAAGGAGAUUUCGGGACAAUAUCAUGCCCUGCUCGUGCGCAGAAGAUUGAUUUUCCAGCCAUGCAAUAUUUUGAGGAUUCCACUGAGGCACCGGCGAAGCCCCAUGGAGGGGCUAGCUCCUCCUCAGGAACAUCCGAUCCUGCUAAACCAACUGCACCUAUGGAUCUCUCUGGGCGUCUGAAAUAUAGGUUGCCUUAUACAAAGGAUCUCUUGACGGCUCUGCAAGAUGACAAGAUCAGCAUGAUUGGCAUUUCUGGGACAAUCAGAGAGAUAGAUACAGUAACAACUAAAGAGUUCAUGAAAAGAAUGAAACAAAAAAAGUUCUUUGAAGAGGUUGCGAUGGCAGUUGUCUCCCAGGGUCCAGACUUGAAACGAAUACAAGGUGAAAUUGCAGAAAUGCUAGACCUGAAAUUGGAGAAUGAGAGUUUGGUUGAACGGGCAGAGAGGCUACGUGCUGUUUUACAGGCAUCUGAUUCUAAGAGGAUUCUUGUAAUACUGACUGAUGUCUGUGGAAUACCGGAUUUGGAUGCAAUUGGAAUUUCUCGUGUUGAUAUCAAGAAAAGCUGCAAGAUCAUUUUGAUUUCACAACUAUCAGAUGUGUUUGGUGAAAACCGUGAAAUGGGUACUCAGAGCAAUUUCAAAUUGUUAUUACAAUCCACUCCCAGAGCAAGACCUGUUGAGUUUAGAUCAAGAAUCUCAGUCAUCAGAGAUGUAAUGGAUGCUCUGACAGAUGAUGAAUCCAACCCCAUUGUAAUAUGUGGGAUGGGGGGAGUUGGCAAAACAACCUUGGUGAUGGAAAUUGGUGCAAAAGCGAGUGAAGUAGAUCUAUUUGAUGAUGUUGCAAUUGCAGAGUUUACUCAAGAACCUGACUUGAUCAAAAUCCAAGAAAAAAUUGCUCAAGCUCUAGGUCUGAAACUUGAAAAAGGUGAUGACCGAGCAGCCAAGUUACGAGAAAGAUUAUCAAUGGAGACGAAAAAGGUCCUUGUAAUAUUGGACAAUGUUUGGGGACAACUAGAUCUGUGGGAACUAGGAAUUCCAAUUUCCCGGGAUCCAAAAAGUUGCAAACUUCUGGUAUCAUCACGGAAUCAAGAUAUCUUUAAAGAGAUGAAAACCAAAAAGAAUUUCCUCAUUGGUAGUUUGCUAAAACAUGAUGCCUGGAGUUUGUUUAAGAAGGUAGCAGGAUGUUCCAUUGAAUCCGAUUCCGAGCUGCGUUCUAUAGCAGAGCAGGUUCUGGAUGAAUGUGAUGGCUUACCGGUUGCAAUUUCUACUGUUGGAAGGGCACUACAAGAUGAAAAAAUUCCAGUAUGGAGAAAUGCACUUAGACAACUAAGAAUGGCUUGCCCAAAAGAUGUUCCAGGAGUUAUAGAGCGUGUGUACGGAAAAAUAGAGUUCAGUUAUGAAUGUCUACCAAGCGAGGAAGCCAAAUCAUGUUUUUUGCUGUGUUGCAUAUUUCCAGAAAGUGAAGAGUUUCCAAUUGAAUGGUUGGUUAUGUUUGCGAUUGGGCUUGGACUUUUUAAAGACAUUGAUUCAAUAUCUGGAGCAAGGGAUUACGUAAUAACAGUGGUUGAAACACUCAAAUGUCGUUCUUUGUUGUUAGACGGCGAUGAGAAAGAUUGGUUUAGAAUGCAUGAUGUGGUGCGUGACGUAGCCGUGUAUAUAGCCUCCAAAGAGUUAGCACAAAAGAAGAGUGAUAAGCUUGAAAGGAGAUUUAUGUUAAGAAAAGAAAAGGAAUUGAAGCAUUGGCUCGAGAGUAGUUCACUGAGAGCCGAUAUGAGUACUACUGAGCUUUUAGUGUUGGGACCCACAGAUAGAAUUGAACUGGAGCUGCCAGCCACAAUUUUCGAUGGAAUGGAAAAUCUCAAGGUUUUACUGAUCGGGCGUUCAAUCCUCCCAUCCCUUUCACUUCCGAAGAAUCUUCAAACACUCAUUCUAUUGGAUUGCCAUCUCAAUAUUGAUGUCAUUGGAGAGCUACGGUCACUCAUGAUACUCUAUUUGCAUGACGUCAAACAGUUGCCUGAUACAUUCAAAAAUUUAUCUAAUCUGAGGUUGUUAAAGUUGACAGGAUGUACAGAGCUUAAAGUAAUAUCACCAGGUGUUAUAUCGAGUUUAUCUCGUCUAGAAGAAUUGUACAUGGGGAAUAGCUUUAACGAUUGGGUGGUUGAGAAACUGGGCUCAACAGAAACAAUCAAUUGGAUCUCUCAAUUGGAGGUUGAUGCCCAACCAGAAGAAGUCAACAUGUGGAAGAAAUUCAACAGGUUGGCGGUUGAGAAACUAGCCUCAACAGAAACAACAACUGAUCAGGUCUCUCAACCGGAGGAGGAUAAGGAAAGAAGUGAACCAGAGGAACUCAACAACCUUGGAGAUCUGUUCGCAAAGUAUGUUCGAGGUUUACGGGGAAACUACGACCAUCUCACAAGUUGGGCCAACUCUAUGGACUGGAGAGUUGGAUUACUUUCAGAGCUACUUUCCUUGUCCCGUUUGACUACUUUAGAAGUGGUUUUACCACCAAUUGACAUUCUGCGAACCAGUAAGCUAUUUCAUAAGCUUGAAAGAUUUAAGAUCUCUAUUGGAUGGGAUGAGCAUGAAGACUUGGAGGACUUAAAGGGUAACUACUUGAGAGUUCAUGAUCUUGAAACAAGCUCUCUUGCGGAUACUGGAAUCGGUUUGUUGUUAAAGAAAACUAACCAGCUCGAGUUAAAAAUGAAGAAUUUGACUGACCCUCACAAUGUCUUAGAUGUAAACUGCUGUGCAAACUUGGAGUCACUUACCCUCAAAGACUCUGAUUCUGUGGAAUAUCUGAUUGACAUGACUCUUAAGCAAGAUACUCCACGAAGCGUCUUUCCCGUCUUUCAUGGUGACCUGGCACUGGGGUUGCUUCAGAAACUAGAAAGCCUAACUUUACAGGAUUGCCAGUCAUUGGAGGCAAUUUUUGCCUUGGAAGGAUCGGGACAUCAUGUCAAAGAGAUCAACUUCCUUAGUUUGAGGCGGUUGAAACUUGAAGGUCUACCAAGCUUCACUGGAAUGAGCAGAAGUACUUGUAAGGGGAUGGAAAGGCAACUGGAAGGCAGCAGUCUCUAUCCCAAUAGUUUGGCCGUUGAACAUUCACUUUUGUCUGACCCCAAGGUUGUCUUUCCCGUCUUGGAAUACCUGACAAUUAGCCGUCUGGGCAACUGGAAAGAGAUAUGGAAUAGCCGACUUUCACCCAACUCCUUCUCUGAAUUAAGAAGGCUCACUGUCGAGGAUUGUGACAAACUAUUGCAUUUGGUACCAACACAAAUGCGAAAUAGAUUGCAGAGAUUGGAGACCAUAUGGGUAUUCAACUGUUCUUCACUGGAAGAGAUUUUUGAAGUCGGAAGAUUGACCGUCAAUGAAGGGAAUGCUUCAAUUUCUCAGUCAGACAAAAUAGAUUCAAAUAUUUCCCAAUCUGAUCAAGGGAUGCAAAUAAAUGAUAUCAUGGAUUUCAAACAAUCUUGUCAGGGCUUUCAGAAUUUAACUGAACUACAUGUUAGAUCUUGUGGCAGUUUGAGAUACCUGCUCGCUCCUUCGAUUGCCAGAGGUCUUGUCAAGCUCGAACGUCUAGUUAUAAUAUCUUGCGAGAAGAUCGAAGCAAUAGUCGCAGCAGAUGAGGGUGAAGAAACAGAGGAUGAAAGCAUGCUCCCUCAGCUAUCUUCUUUGAUUCUUUUGGAUCUACCCAAUCUUGGAAACUUUUCGCAAGGCAAAUAUACUUUUAAUUGGCCACUAGUGAGAGAGAUCGGUAUUAGCAAUUGCAACAAAAUGAACAACUUCUGUUCAGGAUCCCUCAGCAUAGCACGGGCAGUGUGGAUAUAUGUCUCUGAUUCUGGUGAGAAUCUCAAGCAGGAGCUGAAUGAUAGCAAGAAAGAAAGCUGAUCAGAUCUGGACGCAGUGCAUUUCUGCUCGUGGAGAAGUUAAUCUAGGAGUGGCUUGGUACAAGUCGGUUGGGAUGUUCUUUAUGUCUGCCGCAUUUUCCGCUCGAGCUCACUUCAGCCUGGGGAGCGGUGGCGACAGACACUUGUUUAAUCUAGUUGAGUGAUGAGUAGAAAAGAUAAGAAAAAAACGACUGUUCUUGUAGUUUGAAUCCUUGUGUGUAUUUGGAAACAACAAGAAGUAGUUGUGUUGUAAUCUUUUCCUGCUUCUUUUGUUUUAGUGAUUUGGAUAUUCAUUGUGGUGGACAUAGCCAAA
Messenger RNA from Rosa rugosa (rugosa rose), 4302 nucleotides. RefSeq names its product disease resistance protein At4g27190-like. The transcript is spliced from 3 exons. Gene Ontology annotation, molecular function: ADP binding. NCBI's taxonomy places the organism in Eukaryota, Viridiplantae, Streptophyta, Magnoliopsida, Rosales, Rosaceae. The coding region runs from base 73 to 3990 and encodes 1305 amino acids. The record is from RefSeq and is a predicted model, not a curated record.